Messenger RNA from Lachancea thermotolerans CBS 6340, 1905 nucleotides. It is a transcript of the gene BDF1, whose product is annotated as chromatin-binding protein BDF1. Gene Ontology annotation, biological process: chromatin remodeling; regulation of DNA-templated transcription. Bases 1 to 1905 code for a protein of 634 amino acids. Lineage: Eukaryota; Fungi; Ascomycota; Saccharomycetes; Saccharomycetales; Saccharomycetaceae. The record is from RefSeq and is a predicted model, not a curated record. Gene Ontology annotation, cellular component: nucleus; chromatin. The transcript has a single exon.
AUGACCUCGGAGGUAAAGACGGAGGUAAACGGAGACGGCGCCAAGGCGAGGGAGGCGGCCGCGCCAGCUGGCGCGCCAGCAGCUGCGCCGGAGGGCGCUCCAGCGGGUACUCCGGCGAGCGCUCCGGCGGGCGGGUCAUCGGACGCUGCGCCAGGCGCUCCCGCGGACACGCCGGCAGGCGCUCCAGCAGAUGCUUCGACUAAGACCCCGGCGGGCGACGGAUCGCCGGUGCUGACGCCGGCGCCAGCGCCGCCGCCAGAGCCGGACAUGAACAACCUUCCCGCGGACCCCAUGCCCAAGCACCAGCACAAGCAUGCGACCACGGCGAUCAAGGCCGUGAAGCGGCUCAAGGACGCGCGGCCGUUCCUGCAGCCCGUGGACCCCGUCGCGCUGAACGUGCCACUGUACUACAACUACAUCAAGCGGCCCAUGGACCUGAGUACCAUCGAGCGCAAACUCACGGCCAACGCAUACGCGCAGCCUGAAGAGGUGUCUGCGGACUUCAAGCUGAUGGUCGAGAACUGCGCGCGGUUCAACGGCGAAAGCUCGGCCAUUGCGCAGAUGGGCCGCAACAUCGAGGCCAGCUUCGAAAAACACAUGCUGGGCAUGCCCACACGUGAUGCGCCUCCAAGACCACGCGCCAAACGGCGCAGGUCCGAGCUCGAGACCCCGGUGGUGAUCCGCCGCGCCGAGUCCCACAACGGCAGACCCAAGCGCGAGAUCCACCCACCGCGCUCCAAGGACAUCUAUCCCUACGAGACCGCGAAGCCGCGCUCGAAGAAGCACCAAGGCGAGCUCAAGUUCGCCCAGCAGGUUGUCAAGGAGCUGAUGUCUAAAAAGUACAGCUCAUUCAACUACCCCUUCCUGGAGCCUGUUGACCCCGUCGCGCUCAACUGCCCCACCUACUUUGACUAUGUAAAAGAGCCAAUGGACCUGGGCACCGUGAGCCGCAAGCUGAAUAACUGGGAGUACGAAAACGCGGACCAAGUUGAAGUCGACAUCCGGUUGGUCUUCAAAAACUGCUACGCGUUCAACCCAGACGGCACUAUUGUCAACAUGAUGGGGCAUCGUUUGGAAGACGUCUUCAACACCAGAUGGGUCGACAGACCAGUCGUCCCAGACGAGGAAUCCGACGAAGAGGAAGAGGACGCGGAGUCCGACUACUCUAGCGACGAAAACCUCCGUGCGGGCGCCGACGAUGACAUUGACGAGAGCUCUAUCACCAACCCAGCUAUACAGUAUCUUGAGCAACAGCUGGAGCGCAUGAAAGUCGAACUGCAACAGCUCAAGACGCAAGAACUGGAACGCAUUCGGAAGGAGAGAAGAUUGGCACGUGGCAGUCGCAAGAGGCGCACGGGUCGCAAGAAAUCGAGAUCCACAGAUGCCGCUGCCAGCGGCAAACGCAAAAAGAGCAAGCUGAAGGCGGUUGUAACAUACGACAUGAAAAAGAUCAUCUCUGAAAGGAUCAACGACCUGCCGCCUUCGAAAUUAGAAAAAGCUGUUGAUCUGAUUAGGAAAUCGAUGCCGGACAUUGGUAAAGACGAUGAGGUCGAGCUGGAUAUUGACAUGUUGGACAACACUACUAUCCUGACGCUAUUCAAUACAUUUUUCCGCGAGUACGCAACCAGCAAUGGCAACGGUUCUGUCGCAGAUGAGAGCCUCAGGAGAAGCUCCAUGUCCCCGGGUUCGGCAUCGAAUGCCAAGAAAACAGGCAGGAGGAGGAGCAAGGCCCUAAGUGAGCAGGAGCAAAACAAGCAAAUUGAGAAGAUUAAAAGCAAACUUGCUAUUUUGGAUGGCGCCUCGCCUACCAACUCCAAUGCUUUCAACGCUCUUCUUGCGGGCGAUGACUCCUCUGAUGACGGUGAUGAUGAUGAUGACUUAAGCAGCGAAAGCGAGGAAGAGUGA